AUGGUAUUUAUUGCCACAAAUAAUUUCCAAGAAGUAAAAGAAUCAAUACUUUUAGAUAGUGAUUAUAAUCAAAAAACUCAAACAGUCAAGAUUUCCAAAGUAAUAGUACAUCAAUCUCCACCUUCUUCUUCAUUGUCACCCUCAUUGAUAGUGACAAGUACACAACACAAUUCAUCAAGAAUCAGAAAUAUUUACAUAAAAUUCAAUGAUAAUGGACUUGGAGCAAAAUUCGCUGUAUUUUAUAGAUCAAACCAACAACUACUACCUACUACUAGCAUAUGUUGA
This is a messenger RNA of Entrophospora sp. SA101, 285 nucleotides long. The record is from the annotation of a GenBank genome assembly. Lineage: Eukaryota; Fungi; Glomeromycota; Glomeromycetes; Entrophosporales; Entrophosporaceae.